GAGUUACAUGAGUUAUGAGGACGGAAUGCCCGCAGGCGGUAACGGUCGUUUCCGCGGUUACCCUGCGCGGAUGUCCGAGCGACAACAACUCGCGCUUCUUCUGCAAAUGACCUCACAGGAAAUGGUAUCGGGUGGAAAUCGUUCGGAAAGUACAGGACCGAACAAUACGAAUACUUCGAGAUCGUCGACGUUGCAACAACAGAGAGGUUCCAAAGGUCGAUGGACCAAUAAAAAUGGAGAAUCGUCUGUUCAAUCGUCGAUUGGCCGUAAGGAAGAUUUUCGCGUGCGGCCAGUACUCGUGAAUGGUUACGAUCUUAAUGCGAAGGAAGCUGCUAGCGACAUUCCAGGUGCAAACUCGCCCAACGAAUCGUCGACGACGUGUACGGCAACAACGACGACGACGACGACGACGACGACGACGACGGCGACGACAGCAACAGCAACAACGACAACUGCGACUACGACUACGACUACGACUACGACCACUACUGAUAGUCCAAAUCGUUCUCCCCAAAUCGAGAACGCGGACGUAACGCCGGUUAUAACGACGAUCGUCUCGACGACAACAACAGCGACGACGACUACGACAACUAAUACAACGGUAACGUCAUCGAAUGAGCAACAAGAACAACAACAAUCUUCGUCGUCGCUUUAUCAGCAACACUACAAUCAUCACUCACAAUAUCAACACCAACAGCAGCAACGCACGACCGGAAGUGCGUCAAUCGCUGCACCGCACGUCGCCGAAGACAGUGGAGCCCCCUGUGAAAUGCGGAGGACACCACCACAAAAUAAAGUCGAUAGAUCGGGAACCGGGCAGUCUGGAAGCUCGCCGAGGGUGACGCUCCGGCUCAACCAGGUACGAGGAGCAAGGGAUGAGAAAAAAGGGGGUACAUCAAACUCCCGUCAGGGUGCUAUAAACGCACAGAGUCAGGGACAAAUGGAAUCGUCGUCGAAGAUGCCAUUAAGUGGUUCAUCGGCUAUCACAAACGUUUCUGGAUCAAAUGGAUCCGGAAAUGCAUCAUCUUCCGCAGAUAACGGUGACGUUUACGAGUUUAAAAGCUCGAAAGAACCUACGCCCGUAAGAGGAACAAGUUCUUCGCCGAAUCCUAAUCCUGAAAAGGAUAAGGAGAACGGCAAAUCGUUGUCCGGACAAAUAGGUCAAAACAAUGGUAAUAAUACAACGACGACAGGUGGAUCGACAACGACUACUACCGAUUCCACAGCUGCUUCUUCUACAUCCGACGAUCCCUCAACGAUUUCCUCAUCACCGUCGACGAAACGAGCUUUCGAGGGUGACAAUGCCGAUGAUCAAGACGAAGAAAAUCGGCGAAAGAAGCGUAAAGAUACGGAAAAUGUAAAAGACGGUGUUAAGAGUACACCAACUGGAAGACAAAGUACUGGCAGAAAUGCCACAAAUGCAGGAGAAAAAUGUACGAAAUCUGGAAAGCAAAAUUCCAAUACUGUAUCCGGAAAAAAUAAUCAAAACGCAGCGUCUAAUGCUGCGGAUAGAAAAAGUCCGAGUACAGCUUCGAUGGCGAGUAGUCCUAAACCUUCGAAUACACCUGUUGGUUCCACAACAAAUACGAAAACUGCUGCAACGCCUGUAUUACCUGAAUCCGACGGUGAAGACGAUCGUUCUAAAAGUUCUGAUUCGGGUUCGGCUCCUAAAGUUCCACCUUUGAAAAUAGUUAUACCACAGAGUACUACGUCCGAACAGGAACAGGGUAAUAGAAACGGAAAGAAUACAUCUAAUAGAAGUCAUCAAUUGCCUUACGUCGUUGCUAGUUCUAAUAGUAACGAUUCGACGGACAAAGAUCAAAAUCAAUCCGCCAGCGGUACAACUAGUCCUACGGAAAAUGGAAGUGGGACGAAAGUCGAUGAUAAAAAAGAUUUUACUGGUACUCUACAUUCUGAAGAAAGAUCGACCCAUCAUCAAAGAGUUCUUAGAAGUUCGCAUAGAACUGGUAAUGGUAACAAUGGUUCAACAGCAUCGAAAGAAGUAUCAGGAUCUAAUGCUGGUAAUGGCAACUACUCCAAUUCUUCUCCUUUACCUGUAGCUACGACCGAUCGAUCUAACAAUUCUUCGCCGCAACAAAGACAUCAUUCUCCGCCGCCUGAAAAUACUAAUUCGGAAUCUAAUAAACCUGCUUCUGCCGAAUCAUCGAAUACUGGAACUAUAACAAAAACGAGUACAGCUGCAGAAAAAUCGGAAAAGAAUACCGAAUCUACAGGAAAAAAUCAGAAAGAUACAGGAGUAGAAAAUUCUGAAAAUAAUACUACUGCAGCUUCAUCUGCCGCUUCUAGUACCACUACUUCUUCUGCUCCUGUCGAACUACAUCCUAGAAAAAGAAAGAUGAAGCCUAAUAAAGAAGCUCAACAAGCUGCAGCAACAGCUGCAGCUAAUGAAGCAGCGGAAGCAAAUAAUACAGGACCAGAAGUCCAUCCGCAUGAUCAACCUAUUACUAAUUGUUACCAAUUAUUCUUAAAUAUUAGAAAACAGAUUGAACGAAGAAGAAAAGGCCUAUUUCCAGUUCAACCAAAACCUCCUCAAGGUUUUAAAGAUUAUUUGAUGAAUCGUUGUACAUAUGUAUUAGCUGGAAAUGCAAACAACGAACCGAAUGUUAAUCCACCAGUUAGUUUGCAAAGUCUUAUGAAAGAUUUGUAUAUAGAACAAGAAAAAGAGAGAUAUCGACUUAGGAUGCAACACGUUGUAGAGAAAGAAAAAUUAGUAUUAUCUGUGGAACAGGAAAUUCUUAGAGUUCAUGGCAGAGCAGCCAGAGCUCUUGCCAAUCAAUCACUUCCUUUUUCAGUUUGCACUAUUCUUAAAGACGAAGAAGUUUAUAAUGUUAUUACUCCAGAGCAAGAAGAAAAAGAUAGAAAUGCACGAAGCAGGUAUAAUGGGAGAUUGUUUUUAAGCUGGCUGCAAGAUGUUGAUGAUAAAUGGGAAAAGAUAAAGGAAGCAAUGUUAUUACGACAUCAUAAUGAAGCCGAAUCCUUACAUGCCGUUCAAAAAAUGGACUGGGAGUGGAAAUUAAAAGAAGUUGGACUUUGUGAAUUUAAAGCAACACCUCAAAUAGAAGAUGUUCAUGUACCAAUGGUACAUGUUUCAGAUGACUUUGACUUACUACCUGCUUAGUAUACAGUGACUGAACAAUCAUAUUGUACGUUUCUAUCAUGUACCUUUAAAUUAACUUUAAGAAUGGUCGUUAUUUAAUCUGUGAUCUCUUCAUUAAUAUAUCCGCUCUUUUGCACACUUAUUUUUCAUAUAUAAGUUCAGUGUAUGACAAAUGCAUCCGAGGCUGUAGUUAGAAUUGGUAUUAAAUAGUUAGAAUGAAUAUUUGUACUCUUUCAACUGGUUUUCUAAAACCAUUACAAGAUUUUAAUUAAUCUCUUGUUUAAUUAAUCGUAUGCUUUUAAGUGAAUUAUUCGAAAUAUGCAAAAGCUUGAUUGCAUAAAGAGGCAAAACUUUCAAUAACUUUGUACAAAGUUUAUCAUUCUUUAAAUCUCAAGUGAAGACUCAUUAAAAAUGAUCAUUAAUAAUUAUGAUCAAAAUUUCAAUAAUGUUUCUUAUAUUGGAAACAAAAGAUAUUUAAUUUUCGCGUAUUGGUUUGUACAUAUUUUGUAACUAGUUAUAUGUAUCAUAAAUAAAUUAAUAAUGUAUAGUUUCUUUUCAAAGUAAGAAAAAAUGUGUAUAAUAAAUAUGAAUGCUUUGAGAUAUUAAAUUAUAAUGUUUAUAUUUUAUUUUGUCUUUUCAGAGAAAUCUUUUUUGAUAGUUACAUUAUCUAAAUUAGGAUUACUCAACUUGUAAUCUAUUGGUUUAUCAAAUCCCAUUAUUUUUUGAUAAUGACUGUAAUCAUUAAAAUAAUUUUCAUCAAAUAGUAAUGGUUUGCCUUUAAUAAAGCAUGUUGUAAUCAUAGCAUUAAUCUUUGGUAGUGCGACAUCAGCUGGUGUAAAUUCAAUCUGCAAAAUAUAAAUUUUAUCUAUAACUUUUUUACAAACUAAAAACCUUUAAAUUUAUACAAAGAAUUAUAGAAAAUAUAUUACAUACUUUAUUUUCACGAAGAAAUAAGCUGUAGGUUGUAGCAAGGUAUUUGUCUCUUUCAGAAUCAUAAUAAAUAUAUGUCACAUAUCUCCUUGUUAUUAUAUGUAAUAACACAGUUAUAAAUAUUGAAAACAUUGUAAAUACAAUGGAUCCUACAAUACCUAUUAUACUGUCCAGUGUACUACAAUUUGUAAUAAAAAAAGGUUGUAUUGCAA
Messenger RNA from Vespula pensylvanica (western yellowjacket), 4260 nucleotides. RefSeq names its product ankyrin repeat domain-containing protein 12. The record is from RefSeq and is a predicted model, not a curated record. Lineage: Eukaryota; Metazoa; Arthropoda; Insecta; Hymenoptera; Vespidae. Gene Ontology annotation, cellular component: nucleoplasm. The transcript has 9 exons. The coding region runs from base 8 to 3139 and encodes 1043 amino acids.